GCGAUCAAGCCCUCGCUAUUGACCAAUCAAUCGCAAUCAACAGGUUGGUGACCUCGGGUCUAGACCAUCCCCGACAGACAUUUAUCUAACCUGCUCUUAAAUAUCUCCAGAGAUGGAGAUUCCACAACCUCCCUAGGCAACUCAUUCCAGUGUUUAACCACCCUGACAGUGUUGUCUUUCACCUCUCGGCUGUUCCCCAUGCUUCCCUUUCAACCUGGCUUGGAGAAUGACUCUGGAUUCUCUCUCUGUCCCAGCACACGAAGGGAAGGUGUGUAAGAAGGAAAAGAAUUCCCAGCAGGAAAGCCCCGCGCAGAUGGAACUCCAUGGGGGAGAAUCAAAAAGAUAUGAACAUAACACUUCCUGGAGUGUCGACCAAGCAACAUCCUGUGAGAGCCGAGGCGCGUCUGAGACAAACCAGCUGCGGAAGGAAGUGCCUGAAUCCAUGACUUGUGAAGAAGACUGCAUGGACCUCAAGGAAAGCCCUGCCCACGAGGGAAUACACCCACAAGAGAGAAAAAACCCAUGCACAAAGUGCAGGAAGAGUUUCCGUUUGAGAUCACGGUUGCUUACACACCAGAAAACACACAAUGGUGAAAACCCCUAUAAAUGCCUUGAGUGUGAAGAAAGAUUCCUUCGGCGCUCAAAUCUUAUUGUGCAUCAGCGAAUCCAUUCCAGAGAAAUGCCCUAUACGUGCCCUGAGUGUGGGAAAACGUUCAAUAGGCGUUCAAACCUGACUAGACACCGGAAGAUCCACACGAGAGAAAAACCUCACACAUGCCCUGAUAGUGGAGAAAAAUUUAGUGACAAAUCACAACUUACUGUGCAUCCAAAAACCAACAGUAGAGAAAGAACUUAUAAGUGUAUUGUUUGUAGGCUAAAAUUUUGUGACCAAGCACAUCUUAUUACGCAUCAGAGAACCCACAUGAGAGAAAAGCCCUAUAACUGCCUUGACUGUGGGAAGACUUUUUCUAAGAGUUCAGAUCUUAUUUCACAUCACAGAACCCACACGGGAGAGAAACCGUACAAAUGCCAGGACUGUGGGAUGAGUUUCAGUUGGAAGUCAAACCUAAUUCGACAUCAGAGGACCCAUACAGGAGAGACACGGUAUGAAUGCCCUGAGUGUGGAAAAGGGUUUUGUGAAAACUUCCACUUUCUUGCACACCAGAGAACUCACACGGGCGAGAAGCCCUACAAAUGCCCUGAGUGUGGAAAAGAGUUUUAUGACAACUCCCAACUUCUUGCACACCAGAAAACUCACACGGGAGAGAAGCCCUAUAAAUGCCUCGAGUGUGGGAAAAGAUUCCUUAAUAGUACAAAUCUCAUUGCACAUCAGCAAAUCCACACUGGAGAAACACCCUAUAAUUGCCAUGACUGUGGGAAAAAAUUCAGUUGCAGUUCCAACUUGACUAGACACCAGAAAAUACACAUGAGAUUGAAACCUUCUACAUGCCUUGAUGGUGGGGAAAUACUUAGUGAUCAAACAGAAUUUAAUGUGCCUCAAAGAACCCAUGGUGGAGAGAACUCUUACAAAUGCCUUUGCAGUGGAAAGACGUUUUGUCAGUGCUCACAUCUUAUUUCCCAUCAUAGAAUCCACAAGAGAGAGAAACUGCAUAAAUGCCAGGACUGUGGAAAGAGUUUUAAUCAGAGGUCAAACCUAAUUCGACAUCAGAAGAUUCAUACAGGAGAGACACCGUAUAAAUGCACUGAGUGUGGGAAAGAAUUUAAUGAGAAAUCACGACUUAAGCAACAUCAGAAUAUCCACAGAGAGGAUACACGCUUUAAAUGCCUUGAGUGUGGGAAAAGUUUUUGUGGCAAUUCAUACCUUCUUGCACAUCAGAGAACACACACGGGAGAGAGACCGUAUCAAUGCCUCGAGUGCGGGAAAAGCUUUUAUGCCAGCUCACACUUUCUUGCACAUCAGAAGACCCACACGGGUGAGAAACCCUAUAAAUGCCUUGACUGUGGGAAACGAUUCCUUCAAAACACAAACCUUAUUAUCCAUCAGCAAAUCCAUACACGAGAAAUAUCCUAUAAAUGUCCUGACUGUGGCAAAAACUUUAAUCAUCAUUCAAGCCUGUGUAGACAUCGGAGAAUCCACACAAGAAAAAAACUUCAGAAGUGCCCAGACUGUGGAAAAACGUAUAGUGACAAAUCACAACUGAAUAUACAUCAGAGAACCCACACUGGAGAAAGACCCUACAAGUGUAUUGAUUGUGGGAAAAAGUUUUCUGAAUCAGGGCAUCUUAUUGCACAUCAGAGAAUCCAUACGGGAGAGAAGCCCUAUAAAUGCCCCGACUGUGGGAACAGGUUUAAUAAGCGCUCAAACAUGACGAGACAUCAGAGAACCCAUAGACAUCAGCCCCUGGAGUCACACCUGCUGAGUAGCCAGCCAGCAUGUCUGGGAAAGACUUGUCAGGUUGAUUGACCCAUCAAGCAACAUUCAAAGAACAAUAUAGCACGGGAAUUACCAACUACUCUGAAUGGACUUCCCUGCAAACCUUCAAUCUGGAAUGCGAGCCGUGGGGUCUGCCUAAAAAGGACUGAGUCAUUCAUGGGCAGGGUGACUUGCUCAUGUGACAAACUCCACCCUGGGACAUACUUUUACACAGUGAGAACAAUGGGAGUCCCUCCCCGUGGGAAAGGCUAUAAAAAGGACCCUGGGGGUUCCUCCGUUUGUCCCCAAUCCAGACCAUCCCCUCUAAAUGAUCCCUGCUCUGAACCGAAGCUUGAAAGGACUGAUGAGCCAUCCUAACAGAGGACGUGUUUCAGAGACUUGAUUUAAGACAGCAGUUUGGUCCAUCUCUGCUACGGGCCUGCACCAAGAACGUGACUAUUGGUGUAUGUGUUUGAUUCCUUUCACCGCUCUACCGCUCACUCCUUUUCUUUUUUCCUUUUCUCUCUUUUCUUUUUUUCUUUUUUCCCCUUUUUUCUUUUUUUC
Molecule: messenger RNA, 2938 nt
Organism: Pelodiscus sinensis (Chinese soft-shelled turtle)
Lineage: Eukaryota; Metazoa; Chordata; Testudines; Trionychidae
Source: RefSeq, a predicted model, not a curated record